Molecule: messenger RNA, 1884 nt
Organism: Penicillium odoratum
Lineage: Eukaryota; Fungi; Ascomycota; Eurotiomycetes; Eurotiales; Aspergillaceae
Product: IQ calmodulin-binding motif protein
Exons: 6
Coding region: 1-1884 (627 amino acids)
Molecular function (GO): catalytic activity
Source: RefSeq, a predicted model, not a curated record
AUGGUUACUACUAAGGUAUAUGGACUGUGGAAACAGUCGCAGACCGUCACUUCGGAGCUAGCGCAGGAUCCGUCCCAGACCGCUGGAACGAUCUUCAAAAAGUUAUACGAUCACCAUGAGAUUCCGCAUCCCCAUUUGAAGGGGCAUGGAGCGCAUGGACUAUCCAAGGAGGAGAUUGAGGAAUUUGAAAAGAAGACCCCUGUGCAGAAAGCCCUAGCUUGUGGACACUGGGGGACCACAGAGCCCAGUGAAUUGUUUCUUCAGAUUUAUCACGAUGUACUUGGCUCCUUAGAUAAAGAACCCAGUACGGGAGUGGUUUCGCCGCCGUUGAUGGGGAGCCGAGGUGUUCUUCCCCUCACCAUUGUGGCGCCGCUACCGGAUCUCUGUCGCCAUUUGGGAAAUUGCAUUGCGCGCGCUCAACAUGAGGUGUUUUUGGGUACGAACUUUUGGAUUCAUUCUGACGCUGCAACAUUUGUUACAAAUGGUAUCCGGGAGUUGAACAGGAGAGCUGGUGAACGGGGCACAAAGGUGGUGAUGAAGAUGGUGUAUGAUCGCGGAGAUCCGAAGCAGGUUUUUGAAAAUCAUCUUGACGUAGAUGAUAAACAACGGACGUCCGAAAAAGUCAACCUUCCUGCGCCGCAUGAGAUCCCAAAUGUGGAUUUGAAAGUGAUCAAUUUCCAUCGGCCAGUUUUCGGCACAUUUCACUCGAAAUUUACUGUCAUAGAUCGGCGCAUGUGUCUGUUACAGAGCAGUAAUAUUCAGGACAAUGAUAAUUUGGAGAUGCUCUCUCACAUCGAAGGACCUAUCGUCGAUUCGUUCUAUGACGCUGCUCUCCUGUCCUGGGACAAGCCUCUUGAUCCUCCGUUGCCUCUUUUGAACUCUCCUGCUGAGAGUGCCCCGAUCCCCUGUCAUCAAGGAGAGCAAAAGCUAGACCCUACGGAGGGCUCACCUGAAGAUCUAUCCGAGAAUACCUCAUCGUCUCCCCACUGGGAUGUCGAUUUUGAAGGCGAGGCAAAGAGGGUUAACCACAGUAUCAACCCUCGUGGAGAUGAGACACCAACUCAGGCCGUGACUCGUCAUCUAAAUACCACGAUUCAACCUGACACAACCGGAAACGCUCCUGAUGCAGACCAGGACCCGAAAAUGACACCAUACAUUUUACUACCACAGCACGAGUCCUUCCCAAUGGCUUUGGUUAACAGAGAACCAUACGGAUCUCCAAACCACAACAGCACCCACAACCCCCAAGAUGCAGCCUUCGUCUCGGCAAUCAACAACGCAAAGCACUCAAUAUUUAUCCAAACCCCCAACAUGAACGCAGAGCCCCUCCUUGAACCCCUCCUGAAUGCAAUCCGUCGAGGUGUCAUCGUCAAACCCUAUCUCUGCCUCGGAUACAAUGACUCGGGCGAACUACUCCCAUUCCAAAACGGGACGAACGAAAUGAUCGCGAACAGGCUAUACAACUCCCUCGAAACGGCAGAAGAGAAAGCCCGGUUGCAAGUGCACUACUACGUGGGUAAAGAUCAGAUUCAACCUAUUCACAAUUCGUUCAAGAAGCGGAGUUGCCAUAUCAAGUUGAUGAUUAUCGAUGAGCAGGUUGCUAUUCAAGGAAACGGCAACCUGGAUACCCAGUCCUUCUACCACAGUCAAGAAAUUAACGUCAUGCUUGACUCACCUUUGGUCUGUAAGGCGUGGCUGGAAGUCAUUGAUCGGAACCAGAAUACUGCCAAAUACGGUGCUGCAAGCAUUGAAGAUGGCUGCUGGCAUGAUCCUUCUACCGGAGAGAUUCCUCCGGGAUCUAUUGGUACUGAUCCCGGUCGCUUCAGCUGGGCGAAGGGUAUGGUUGGUGCUGUGAAGCGAGUGAGGGGAGUUGGUGGAUUUUAG